UUUUUUUAAUAAAAUGAAUUCCUCAAAAGAUGACUCUAAACCCUUACUUACAAGAACCCCUCCUGUCCCAACAUUGGUGCCUAAAAUCCCUCCGAACCGUCCUUUAAAACACCUAUCCCCACCUCACCAACAGCUAAUCUCCAAACCUUUCCCUACCCCCACUCAGCCUGCCUCAGCUCCACCACAUACUAGCUCGCUUAUAAACUGUAAUACUCAAGACCUUGAGGAUGACCCUUUCUGUGUACCUCUUGCAAGCAAACAACUGUUUAAAGGAAGAAAGACAUCAAUCUGAUGCAGAUGUACCGAAUGACAUAAGAUAGCCAAUACUAGAGUGGUGAGGGAUACACGAAGAAUGCAAUGGUAUUGUAGCAUGGUUAUAUGAGGAUCUGGCCUCUGGUGCUUCAGCUGGAUCCCCUUCUGAAUAAGUGAAAUGAAAAAGGAUGAUCAUUACUGUGAUCAAUGCGGCAAAAUUCUUAGUGAAGGAGAUGAAUAAAGAUCAGGUUUUUAUAAAAUUGUGAGAUAUUGUGUUGGUUUGAUGGCAAAGUGAUAUUAAAGAAAGGUAGAAAUCUUUACAUAAUGCAUGCC
Moneuplotes crassus is the source of this 585-nucleotide messenger RNA. NCBI's taxonomy places the organism in Eukaryota, Ciliophora, Spirotrichea, Euplotida, Euplotidae. The record is from the annotation of a GenBank genome assembly.